ACAUGGCGGCCGGGACAGCAGGGGGCGUCUAGAGGUGCUGUGAGAGUCGCCGUCUGAUGAUCUGCUGGUCACUCAUAUAAUAAUAAAAGCAGUCUUCCACCCACCCGCUGCUCAGUUCAUACUUGCUGCACUCCAAAGCUGAGCUACCUACACACCUACAUGACAUUUAUGGUAGGUGUCAUCUUGUCUGCUGAAGGUGAACGAACGCAAUCAGAGCAUCCAAGAAUACUGCUCAACAUGCAUGCAAAUACAGAAGAUGGCUUCAUGGUGGCCAGGAUGGAGCUGAAAGUGUGGGUUGAGGGAAUCCAGCGAAUUGUGUGUGGCGUCACAGAAACCACAACCUGCCAGCUCAAGAAAUGGUACCUGCAGGAUGUUGUGUAUGCACUGGCACAUGCUACUGGCAAGACUGGCCGCUUCACCCUCAUUGAGCGCUGGCGGAACAAUGAGCGUCUCCUGGCCCCCAAUGAGUACCCUCUGAAGAUACUUAUGAAAUGGGGAGAAUACUCCAAUGAUGUUCAGUUCAUCCUCCAGCGGUCUGCUCUUGAGCCUAAGACCUCCAAUGGCCCGUCUGGCCUCCGUCCCAGUGGUCACCCUAGAGUGGAGCCUCCAAGUAGAGCCACUCUGUCCCAGAGUCCGCCGGUCACGCAAGACCGGCCCAGACAGUCUCCACAUACUCAUAAAGAUCUGAAGAAGUCACUCACCUUCAGUGGAGGGCAUGCAGAUUUGCGGCGCUUAGAUGCAGGCACCCCAUCACCCUCCCAGGGAUGUCCACCCUUGUCACCAGGCAUGAUGUCCCCUACCGGCCCACGCCACAGUGAUUUCCCUUACUCCUCUCCACCCACAAGCCCCCACUGGGAGGGCCAAAUGCUGCCCACUGAGGCAUGCAAGGCAGACCAGCAGUCUUGCCCUGUUGCCUGGAGACCCCCUGCACCCCCACCCUAUGAGCUGGUGCGAGGCAACCCACCUCCUCCUCCAUCAGCUUCAAGGAUUGGAGUUGACAAUGUCCGGGCCACUAGUCACUGGAGUGCCCCCUGGCCUGGCUCCCAUUCCCCUCCAGCCACCUCCCAGCCAACCCCAUUAAGUCCCCACUCCCCUAUUCGUUCUCCACCUGCCACAGAGCCCCCAUACUCCCUGGGCAGGAGGGAGCAACGCCCCGAGCUGCCAAGGAAUGAACCUGUAUAUAGCGAUGCCAGGCGGCCUCCCUUCCCUGGCUAUGCACACCCUGGGAGCGGCAGUCUCAACACCACUCCUCCUGGCUCCCUGUAUCAGCCCCGUGGCCCUUCUCCUAGUCAGAUGUCUCCCAUGUAUAAUGGUCCUCCUCCUCCAAAACCACCCCACAUAUCAGGGCCACGAGAGCUGCCUCCAUAUCGACACCCACCACCACCUUCCUCUGUGCCUACCAAGGCCUCCCCUUCCCAUGGCUCGCCCCGGAAGGUUACAAAUGUUCAGACAUCUCCCACCAAGCAGCCAUUGCCACCGCCACCAUCAGCCCAAGUGCCACUUUCAAGCAACAAAGUGCCUAAUCCCCACCAAAUUGGCUCAUCGUCCCAUUCAUCACCCAUCCGCCACCCAUCACCCACCAGGCAUUCCUCGCCCACCCGCCACCCAUCCCCAUCACGUUCAUGUCCAGUUGGCUCAUCUGUCAUCAACUCGCCAAGUCCUCACAGCAACACCAAGAACCCUCGGUCUGGCAGCCCUGUAAAGGCCAUGCAGGUGAGACACAACAUGGAAGAGUUCCCAGGUGGUAACUUACUGGACAAGGGCAUUGCCAAGACAGGCACGGAGGAGCAGAGUGCAGUACGUCACGGGGAGUACCACCCAAGGAAAGAAGAUGGCGCAAACAGCAACUCUGCAAAAGAGGUUAUUCAGUCUAACAUUGUGAAUAAUAGCAUUGGCAAGCCUAUGCCAGAUGUCCAGAGCAAGACAAACCAGCACAAUCGAGGCAGCAUUGACCGACUGGCUGUGGAGAGUGUGAGUGUGUUUGGGAGGCGAGGUACCAGUGAAGAGCCCUUCACCAACAAGGACUCACCACACCCAAAUUGUAGUGACCGCCUUAACACAUCUCUUGAUUCUCCACAUUCCAACCAUUGCAUUAAGUCACCUCAUACCAGGAGAAGCCCUGCUAAGGAGUCUCCAAAAAGUGGGAGUGAGGGAGUGCGUGUGAGCCACAACAACAAGAUGGAACAGGUGGUGAUAGAUGGCAAGUAUCGUGAUCUCAUCAAGCUUAUCAACUUGCAGCGGGACAAACUCAACAACCAGCAGGUGGAAAUGACCAAGUACGAGGCUGAGAUAGCAUAUCUGGAGGGGCGAUCCAGGGAGGAUGAGUCUCGGCUUGCCCAUGUCACUUCAGAGAUUGAAAGGCACGAGAAGUUAGCUCAGCAGAUUGAUGAAGAGGUAAAUCACCUGCAACAGCUGGAGCAGGAGGCUGAGGGAGCACAUCAGGCAGAAGACAAAGUUAAAGCAGAGAUCAGUGCUCUGCAGGCACAGUUAGCUCACUGUGAGAAUCAGCUGGCUACCCAUAGAGAGAAGGUGUCUGAGCUGGAGAAGAGCAUGGAUGAAGAACACCAGCGCAGUGAAGAGGAGGCACGGGCCCAGCAGGAUGCCAUGGUGAGGGAGAUUGAGAAGCUCCAGGCAGCCAUUGCUCAGGCCAGUGCUCAGGCUGAACAUGCACAGGUUCAGUCUCAACAGAUUCUACAGGAGAUGGCAGACUCUGAGAAGACUAUAGCAGACAAGAAGAAAGAAGUGGAAAAACUUGUGAUGGAGAUGAAGGAUGCCAACCUGGAGUCCCUGUCCAUCACACCGUCAGAGGAAGUGCGCACCCUGCUGGAGGGUAAGACAGGAAAUCGGUAUGUCAGAGGAAAGCUUGUGUGGAAGGAGAAGCAGAAAUCAGAGGUGAAGUGUCCAUCAGUACUAUUAUAGCUAUUGUAGUAGGAAGUCCACUGAUAUUUCUUGUAUACUCUCAUUUAACUUGAAACUUUGGAUUUGUAAGUGUGCAGUUGUGUUUGGUGGUCAGUGUGUUGCUGGUGUUGAAGCUGAAGGUUAUUGGGAUUCCUUUGGUAUGCACUGAACAAGGUCUUCAGCUAGACUAUGUGAGGAUCUUCUUGUCAACACCAAGCUCAGUCAGUGGCCUAUUCUGUGAAGAGAUAGUGCUUGCUGGCUCCUUGUGUGUGUGCAUGUAUUUUGUGGUGGUUGCAAGGAAAUUUUCUCUCUCUCUCUCUCUCUCUCUCUCUCUCUCUCUCUCUCUCUCUCUCUCUCUCUCUCUCUCUCUCUCUCUCUCUCUCUCUCUCUCUCUCUCUCUCUCUCUCUCUCUCUCUCUCUCUCACACACACACACACACACACACACACACACACACACACACACACUGCUAAUAAUGAACCAUGAUGUAGGUUUUGAUAAGCAUGAUGUAAUGUUUCAUUGGUAAUGGUAUGCAUAUAGUUUUUUCAGUGUUUUCUUAUUGCAUUUGUUUGCAUCUAAUCAUCAACAUAAUAUGAUUCAUGUAUGUAUUUUUGUCUUUAGUUACAGGUGCAGCUUAAAUAGCCAAAUAUUUUCAUGUGUGACUUGUGUAAAAUGUGUAUAUUGCCAAGUUAGCUGUUGGGUUGUCCAGCUGGCUGCUUUGUGUAAAUGUAUUGUACUUUUAAGUUUCAAAGUUCAGAGUAAUUGAGGGUGUAAUUACACUAUACCAAUGUAUCAGUGAGAGAAGGCCUUUUGUUAUUAUUAUUAUUAUUAUUAUUAUUAUUAUUAAUAUGUUAUUACUUCAUUAUUAUUAUUAUUUUAUUAUUACUUCAUUAUUAUUAUUAUUGUUAUUAUUGUUGUUAUUAUUAUUAUUAUUACUUCAUUAUUAUCAUUUCUUCUUAUAGUAGAAUUACAUUCAUCUGUUACACUCACCAAACCUAAUACUAUCUUGUUUUGUUUGGUAGCAUUCCAUAUUACAUUGUUAUUUUCAUUGUUAGAUUUUAGUUGUUAUUUUUAGAUUGAAUUAGGAAGUUGUUUUGUAGCCAACAUAGUAAUUCACUAAAGAAAAUAACAUCAAAGGUAAUGACAUUUAUAAUAAUGAAGUAUGUUAUGUUAUCAGAAAAUGUAGUUUUGUAUGGUGGACUGAAACAGAUGGGUGUGAUUUUCUCUCUCUCUCUCUCUCUCUCUCUCUCUCUCUCUCUCUCUCUCUCUCUCUCUCUCUCUCUCUCUCUCUCUCUCUCUCUCUCUCUCUCUCUCUCUCACACACACACACACACACACACACACACACACACACACACACACAGAUAAAUAGGAUUAAAAAGAAAUAGGCCCACUACCAAGUUUUACAUACUCCUUCCCUCAUACUUUCAUAAUUUGAAUCAGUAUUGAACACACACACACACACACACACACACACACACACACACACACACACACACACACACACACACACACAGUAUUAAUCAGAUGUACGCGAGUGAUAAUGUACUAAUAACAAACCUUAUCCUAGGUAGAGAGGCCCCCUCGACAUGCUGCCAUAAUUUUAGGUCAUACUAAUUUCCAUUCAGUAUUGGUGGUGUUGAGGUGCAGGUGUGUAACAAUGGGAGGGAGAAACAACAGGAGUCGCCACUCAAUUGAAAAAUAUAUAUGAAUAUAAAUAAAUUAAAUAAAAACAAGUAUAUUCACGGUCAGCAGUGUUGCAGAUCAUGUACAGGUGUAUAGCAAGUAUUUUAAUUUACCAAAUAACAAAUACUCUUUAAAAAAAAAAAUCAUAAAACUGUAUAUACUUCAUACCGUGUUCGCAUUUUGACAGGAGCAUGCUGAGUAAAACUAUUCACUA
This is a messenger RNA of Portunus trituberculatus (swimming crab), 4798 nucleotides long. It is a transcript of the gene RASSF8, whose product is annotated as protein transport protein sec31-like. NCBI's taxonomy places the organism in Eukaryota, Metazoa, Arthropoda, Malacostraca, Decapoda, Portunidae. The record is from RefSeq and is a predicted model, not a curated record. The transcript has 10 exons. The coding region runs from base 160 to 2919 and encodes 919 amino acids. Gene Ontology annotation, biological process: signal transduction.